Molecule: messenger RNA, 3366 nt
Organism: Thunnus maccoyii (southern bluefin tuna)
Lineage: Eukaryota; Metazoa; Chordata; Actinopteri; Scombriformes; Scombridae
Product: double C2-like domain-containing protein alpha
Exons: 11
Coding region: 512-1837 (441 amino acids)
Cellular component (GO): membrane
Source: RefSeq, a predicted model, not a curated record
AACUUAUUCUUUGGAACAGAAGAGUCAUUGAGGGACGAUUUGAUACGAAGGCCUCUCAUCACUUCAACAUAUCCAGUGCUAUAAGCCAUUAUUUAACUCACUCACACUACUUCCCAGAGGACCCACAACAUAGUAACCUUUGGAUUUUGGACCCUUUCUCUGUGUAUCCUGCUUCAGAAGACAUGGCUCUGUCCACUGUGUUGGAAAAUGAACUGAUGGAAGUAUCAGCAGACAGCAGCCUGAAGCUUCAGCUCACACAAGUUGACCUGGCUUCAUUCUGGGUAGUCAAUAUCCCUCUCUGUCAAAAUGGGCAAUCAAAUUUCUGUUGCAUUUCACCACCACCUAUUUAUGUGAGCCAGGGUUUUCCAUUGUGACUGUCACAAAAUCAAAGGCAAGGAGCAAACUGAAAGCAACUUUGAAUGCUACUCUGCGUGUCAGCCUCUCACCCAUCCCACCACGACCUGACCUCGUUAUUUCCCAGAAGCAAGCCCAAGUAUCUCACUGAGGCCCCAUGACUGUGCGAAAAGGAAAGCGUCUAGGCAUCUCCAUCCAGGAGCACAUGGCCAUCGACGUCUGUCCGGGCCCCAUCCGCCCCAUCCGUCAAAUCUCUGCCUACUUCCCCCGCCUCUCACCCACUUCCUCCUUCUCAGAGCCGCUCUCGCCCAAUCAGCCGGGGGCUCCCACCACACUCAGCCCCGGCAGCACAAGCCAAGGUGGAGGGGCCACUGGAGGUGGAGGAGGAGGUGGAGGAAGCAGCGGCCUGUUGUCACCGCUGUUACCAGGGGCGGCGGGCGGAGGGGGUUCACUGUCAGCCAUGAGCAGCAUGGACACCUCCAUCGAGAUCGACAGCUGUGACAGCGAUGAUAACACCUCCUUGGGGACAUUAGAGUUUGACCUACUGUACGAGAAAGCCACCAGCUCCUUACACUGCACAGUCCUGAGAGCAAAGGGUCUGAAACCGAUGGAUUUCAACGGUUUGGCUGAUCCCUAUGUCAAGCUGCACCUGCUGCCAGGAGCCUGCAAGGCCAAUAAACUGAAAACCAAGACUGUUCGCAACACUCUGAACCCUGUGUGGAAUGAGACACUCACCUACUGUGGAAUCACUGAGGAAGACAUGUACCGCAAAACACUCCGGGUGUCCGUGUGCGACGAAGACAAGCUGACACAUAAUGAGUUCAUUGGGGAGUCGCGGGUGGCCCUGCGCCGUGUGAAGCCUGACCAGACCAAACACUUCAACAUCUGUCUGGAGCAUCCACCACCUCUGCCUUCACCGACUGCAAUGAGCACAGCACUGAGAGGAAUCUCCUGCUACCUGAGAGAGUGGGAGACUGAGCAGCAGAGAAGUCUAGAGGAGAGAGGCCGUUUGCUGCUCUGCCUGCAGUACCUUCCCCCGGCUGGUGAUGGUAAUGUGAAGGGCGAGAGCAAGGAGAGGGCUCGUGGUGGGCUGUGUGUGGGCGUCAAAAGAUGCGCUCACCUGGCAGCCAUGGAUGUAAAUGGCUACUCCGACCCCUACGUUAAAACGUACCUCAAGCCAGACGUUCACAAGAAAUCCAAGCACAAAACAGCGGUCAUAAAAAAGACUCUGAACCCAGAGUUUAAUGAGGAGUUCUUCUAUGAAAUCUCCUUCUCAGAGUUAGCCACCAAGACGCUAGAGGUCACAGUGUGGGACUACGACCUGGGAAAGUCCAAUGACUUCAUAGGAGGUGUAUCCUUAGGGUGUCACUCACAGGGAGAAACUCUGCAGCACUGGAUAGACUGUCUGAAGAACAAAGGCAAGAAGGUGGAGCGCUGGCACACGCUCACCAACGAGCUGCCAGGAUCCACGCUGCAGGAAUGAACUGCACCUCUGCCACUGUACUGACACUGGUGAGAGACGGCCUGAAGACUCGGGACGAGAGACGCUUCAUCGCAUGCUCUGAGGAUUUUCUGCAUGACUAUGAAGGAUUCAUAUCCUACUUACUUUGUGUCAUAAAUGAGUUCAUAAUUCAUAACAAUACCCAAAGGGGUCACAUUCAGAGAUCAAUACUGUAAUCUUGGAUCUAAAUAGGCCUGAUGCAAAUCUGGGGAAACCAUCCCCACCACAAAGCUAACAGUGUAAGAAUUUUCAUAAUCAUAUUCAUAGGGAUCCAUGUCCCUUUUGUAGAUUUAAUAUCAAUCUAAAUGCUCCUCUGCACUGCUCUAAACUGGUCAAAGCUCAAUCAACAAGAAAAAUUGAAGUCAUGCAAGAAAAUAUAAUGAGGGAGAAAGUUGAAUUAUCCCGCAGUUCACCUCUCAUGUCGGCCCUCAUGUCAGGUUUGCUUGCUUUUAUUAAAUUUGGCCUGUUAUUUUAAUUAACCGCUGACAUUAAAGAUCCACCGUUACAACCAUCUGUCUCACCAGGCACAUACCUCUCCCUUGCAAUAAUGUUUUGCCUAAUGCUUCCGAAGAUUUCUAAGUGGUCUUAAUACCGUCAGACAUUUUGUAUCUAUUGAUCUGAUUGCCACUGGAUUGCCUGCAGACAGCACAACCUAAUAAGAUAAUUGGUUCUUCCAUGUUAAUGGUUUGUGUCAGUGAUUUGCAUGUGUGGUGUUGUUGGAGCAAACUUAAAAUUCAAAUAUGUGCCACGCUCUGCUGCAGGAUGAGGUGUUCAUCAUUGUGUUGUUCCCAGUUCCCCUGAGAUGUGAUGCUCUGAUUAACUAAAGAUAUAUUUUUUAUUUAUUUUUUUUAUGCUGUUCACAGUUGUUUUGAUGUAUCAGCUCAAAUAUCACUGUGCCAGUUUCUUGUUGAAGACACGUUGUUGUUAACCUGAUUUUGCUCCUUAAUUUGUAUGGAUGAGAACAGUGAGAAGUUUCGGAGUAGGUUGUUUUCAGGAGGGCCGUGCAUGGUCGUACUCUGACACAACGGUAAAUGAAACCAUCCGACUUUGUUUCUGAAUUACAAAUAUGAAUGGUGUAAAGAGUGCAGUGUUGUCUGUUGACUCUCCAUAGCUGCUGCUUUAUUUAUGGACUGCAUUAAACAAAGUGCAGGUUUUAUCUGUGCUCAGUCCCAUGUGGUAAAAGAGGCAUGCUGAAAAAUACCAGUGGUGUGCAUAUGUAAAUAUAUAUUGUGUUUCAAUUGCAUUGACUAUUUGUCUUUUGGAAGUGUGCAUGAUUUUUUUUUUCAUAAAACAUUCAUAUUGAUUUAUUGUGUGCAUCCCUGAAUUUUUGUUGUAUUUGCUCCAAGAUCCCAAAAGCAGCCUCCCUGAAGCAGCUUCUUUGAAGAUGUUUACACUCAGCCCAGUGGCCUUCUAAUAAAGCCAAUACUGCCACCUAGCUGCUGGGAUUUGCAACUGCAGCCUCUUCUCUGACAGUAAUAUGAGCAACAGUGAUCGAUAAAUGUGUCCAAAGA